AUGUCCAUGAACCGCAGCAGUAAAGGCUGCUGGACCUGCCGCAUUCGCCACAGAAAAUGCGACGAGAAACAACCAGCAUGUCGCGAAUGCACUGAUCGCACGAUUCCGUGCCACGGCUAUGGCCCCAAACCAAAAUGGAUGGACAACGAGUGGAAAUUGCAGGCGGAAUUAUCUCGAAUAAAGAGGACGGUAAACUCCAACUUUCGGCGGAAAAGGAAGCAGCAGGCUGCCCAAGGCCGAGUCGAGACUCAAGACGCUUCAAGUCCAGACUGUCCAGACUCCCCGUCUGAUGGCCUCGUAGGACCAGCAUCGCAGUAUAAUGCGACAACUACGCCCGAGAUGACUUUUCGGGAAGCACAGCUCUUGGUCCACUACCUAGACUACAUAUUUCCUCUGCAGUACCCGUAUUACAAGGAUGAACCAUCUCUCGGGGGUAGAGGCUGGCUCUUCUGGCUUCUCAUGAAACGUGGUCCUCUUCAUCAGGCGGUCCUCACACUCUCAGCACUGCAUCAUCAUACGCAAAGUGCAGAUGCUUCUGGAGAUCGAGAAUCGGAACUAAUAGAGCACCAUACUAAUGCUUUGCAACGGCUGAGACAGGUCCUUCGGGACUGCGACAUGGAUCAGUUUGCCGAGUCCCGAGAGCAGAUGGUAGAGUUUUUGGCUUGCGGCUCGGCACUCAUCAGUUUUGAGCUCUUUCGAGGAGGUUUAGACAAUUGGCAGCCGCAUCUACAUGCUCUGACGUCCGUCGUCAACAAGAUCCUGGUGCCUCAUUCGUCGUCGAAUCACGAAUUUGGUGAUGGAGUGGAUAAGGCGCAGCCAUUUCUCGUCACAAAAGUGCUCUGGCUGGAUAUCCUCGCCUCCACAGCUACCGGGACAGCACCGCAAACAAGGUAUCAACAGUGGUUAGAGCUAGAUCAAAUCGACAUGUCGAGAGUAAUGGGGUGCAGGAACUGGGUGAUGAAGGCGAUUGGGGAUGUAUCCUCCAUUGCGGCACGGAGGACGAGAUCCGGCUUCUGUAAGUCGGAUGAAUUGCAGCUUAAAGCUAUCGAGCAGGUGCUGGAGGAAGGCAUUGAGCGGAUGAAAUUGGGCGAGGCAAACCGACAGUCGUUGAUUUACGCCAUCACAAAGGUGUUCGCGACAGCAGCACUGGUCCAAGUCGACACAAUACGAAAUGCUUCACCACCGCAACUGAAAGUCUACCAGCGAGUGGAUCGAAUGAUUGAAGCGAUGGAAUGCCUUCCACCUGGUGUGACCUUUCGGGGUUUGGCGUGGCCGAUUGCUACUGUUGGGGCCGUAGCUGCCCAUGACCAGCAGAGCUUCUUUGAGAAAGCUAUGCAAAAUGUGCUGGACACGUCAAGCUCGGAGUUUACGAACUGUGGGACAGUUCUUGAUGUGCUUAGACGGUGCUGGCAUCAUCGAAGCGAGGGAGGAGACAUAUGGACGUGGCAAGAGGGCAUGACUUCAAUGGGGAUAUGUGCACUUCUUCUAUGA
Messenger RNA from Pochonia chlamydosporia 170, 1491 nucleotides. Its product is annotated as Zn(2)-C6 fungal-type DNA-binding domain-containing protein. The record is from RefSeq and is a predicted model, not a curated record. The coding region runs from base 1 to 1491 and encodes 496 amino acids. Gene Ontology annotation, cellular component: nucleus. Gene Ontology annotation, molecular function: zinc ion binding; DNA-binding transcription factor activity, RNA polymerase II-specific; transcription cis-regulatory region binding. NCBI's taxonomy places the organism in Eukaryota, Fungi, Ascomycota, Sordariomycetes, Hypocreales, Clavicipitaceae. The transcript has 3 exons. Gene Ontology annotation, biological process: positive regulation of transcription by RNA polymerase II.